AUGUCUUUUGUCACUCGUUUUUCUGAUUCUGUUGGUCACUUUUUUGAACGGCAUCCCCACGCAGUCCAUUUGACACUAACAGCAGCUGCAGCUUCUGCUUUGACAGCUGCAAGUAUUUUGACAUAUCAAGGUAGUCAGCGACGAUCGAGAGCAAAGACGUUGAAGGAUGAGCUAAGAGAGGCCGAAUUGCACAGUUCAAUGGACCUUACACCAGUUGGAACCGCCACCCCAAUAUCAAAACAACAGCAACAACAAGCGUUACAUUUGCCUCGAGUGUACGAUGAUAAACUAAUUGAAGAACAGUUGAGCAAGAACACGGCAUUUUUGGGGGAAGAAGGUGCCAAAAAACUACGAAAUGCAUUCGUGAUAGUCGUAGGGGCAGGUGGUGUGGGAUCAUGGGCUGCCCUUAUGUUAGCACGCUCUGGUGUAAAACGAAUCCGUAUUAUCGAUUUUGAUCAGGUUACUUUGAGUAGUUUGAACCGUCAUGCAGUAGCGACACUAGAGGAUGUGGGCACACCUAAAGUUAGAUGUAUAAAGAAAUGCUUUAAAGACAUCGUGCCUUUCGUAGAGGUAGAGGAUUGCAUCGAUUUAUUGAAUGCAGAAAAUGUCGAUAUAUUACUAGGAGGGAACCCUGAUUAUGUUGUCGAUGCUAUUGAUAAUAUCAACACAAAAGUUGAUUUAAUUAGAUAUUGCUAUGAGAGAAAGCUGCCGGUUAUCAGCUCGAUGGGAGCAGGCGCCAAAUCUGAUCCAUCACGUAUUCAAAUAGCGGAUAUCAGUGAAACUUUUGGUAUAUUGAAGAAGUUAAACAUCUUGAAGGGAGUGCCAGUAGCCUAUUCUACAGAAAAGCCCAGUCAUGUAAAACUGCUACCGCUAGCUCGAAUUCUUCCGGUGCUUGGCACCAUUCCCAGCAUGUUUGGUAUGGCGAUUGCCAACUACAUCAUUUUGCGUGUUACAAACUACCCUGAUUUUGAUCCAUUACCAGUUAAAUUGAGAGACGGUCUCUACGUUCGAGUUCAUCGUGAUUUGCUGACAAGAGAAGCAAAAGUAUACAAUGAAAAGUAA
This is a messenger RNA of Mycotypha africana, 1062 nucleotides long. RefSeq lists its product as uncharacterized. NCBI's taxonomy places the organism in Eukaryota, Fungi, Mucoromycota, Mucoromycetes, Mucorales, Mycotyphaceae. Gene Ontology annotation, cellular component: mitochondrial outer membrane. Gene Ontology annotation, molecular function: ubiquitin-like modifier activating enzyme activity; tRNA threonylcarbamoyladenosine dehydratase activity. The coding region runs from base 1 to 1062 and encodes 353 amino acids. The record is from RefSeq and is a predicted model, not a curated record. The transcript is spliced from 4 exons. Gene Ontology annotation, biological process: cyclic threonylcarbamoyladenosine biosynthetic process.